UCGGGCCCCCCGGGAACGACGCGAGCAUGGAGAAGUCGAGUAGCGAGGAUUCUUCGAUCCACCGGAGUCCAUCUUUGGACAGCAAGGACUCGGACUUUGCCAAGCCGUCCACUUCGGGCCGCCCGUUCGGCCGCGGCUUCACCGCCGGCGCCUUCUACGGCACGGCGGGCUCCCGGGGCCAGAGCCGCGCCGAGGCCGGCGUGAAGAGCGACAAGUACAAUGCACCCAAAGGCAGCAAGUACGUGGUGUUUUACCUGGACCUCUCCUUUGUUUUCCUCCUAGAAUUUAAAAAGUGCAACAUGGCCAGGGGCUGCCUCUGCUGCUUGAAGUACAUGAUGUUCCUCUUCAAUUUGAUAUUCUGGCUCUGUGGCUGUGGGCUGCUUGGAGUGGGCAUCUGGCUCUCCGUGUCGCAGGGCAACUUCGCCACGUUCUCCCCCAGCUUCCCCUCGCUGUCUGCUGCCAACCUGGUCAUCGCCAUAGGCACCAUUGUCAUGGUGACCGGCUUCCUCGGCUGCCUGGGCGCCAUCAAGGAGAACAAGUGCCUCCUGCUCAGUUUUUUCAUCAUUCUGUUGGUCAUCCUCCUAGCAGAGCUGAUCUUACUGAUCCUGUUUUUUGUCUACAUGGACAAGGUGAAUGAGAAUGCCCAGAAGGACCUGAAGGAGGGCCUGCUGCUGUACAACACGGAGAACAACGUGGGGCUCAAGAACGCCUGGAACAUCAUCCAGGCUGAGAUGCAGUGCUGCGGUGUCACUGACUACACGGACUGGUUCCCCGUGCUGGGGGAGAACAUGGUUCCAGACCGCUGCUGCAUGGAGAACUCCCAGGGCUGUGGUCGGAAUACCACCAACCCCCUGUGGAAAACGGGCUGCUACGAGAAGGUGAAGAUGUGGUUUGAUGACCACAAGCACGUGCUCGGCACGGUGGGAAUGUGCAUCCUUAUCAUGCAGAUUCUGGGCAUGGCCUUCUCCAUGACCCUCUUCCAACACAUCCACCGGACGGGGAAGAAAUACGACGCGUGAGCGGCGGCAGGGCGCGCCCCAGCCCCCCAGCCAGACACUGCCCGAGGGAAGAAGAUUUGAGCUUUGUGUUGGCUGCCCGCAUUCUCCAGACUGCUGACCCCUGCACCCACCUCCCCGCUGCCUGCCCUCCCCGCUCCCUGCCCACCCACCCGGCUGGCCUGAGACUUCCCAUGAUGGAGGACAGGGAGGAGGAGGCGAGCAGAGACCUCGGGAGCCGGGGCGCCGCACUUACCCCCCUGCAUCAGUGUAUUUGCCAAAGAAGACAGGGUGGGCUGGGGCCAGCCGGAGGAGGGAUGCCCCCUGGCACUGGCGAGUUUCUGCCCCUGCCCCUCCUCACACUGACACGGUCCCUCCAGGUGGAGAGACUGCCCCUGCAGACCCCCUUGCUGCCCAUGCCACCCCAUGUGGAUGUGCAGGGGCUGGUGGGGUGUGUGUAUGUGUGUGGUGGGGGCCCUGCCCAGGCCAGACCAGACCCCUGGGAGCAUCUUGCCCAGGCUUUUUAUACCUUAUCCAGUAUAACUUUUUUAUUUUAAUUUACUCCGAUUAUGAUUAUUCGGGAAUAUUAUCUCACAGAUACGUUUAGGGUUAGCUUUCUGAUUUAUAACUUUUUACUGCAUCGAUUUCUUUAAUGGUUUGGUUUUGUGACCCCCCUCGGGUUGGGGGGUGGGGUGGGUGGGGAGAGAGGACACUGCCCAGUUGCCAUCAGGACAAACCACUGUGCCACACUCAGGAGGCCUUCGGGUGAGACUGCCAGGCCUUUGCUGCUUUGCUCCUGUGCUCCGAUGCCCUGAGGAGGAGCAGCGUGUGCUUGGACGGAGGGUCCUGGCUGAGGAUGGUGCUCCCUGCCCCGGCGCCUGGGACUCUGUGCUGGGGUGGAAGGGCCUGGAAGAGCCGCUGAAGUUGCAGGCAGAGCAAGGAAGAGGAUGCCGCUCGGAGCAGUGCCUUUGCCGGGGAUGCCGCCAGACUGCGAGGGUCCUUCCACUUCUGUCGACAUACCUCCCUUCUCCUGCCCUCUGCAGCCCCGGGGGCUCCCCUUCCUUCUGUCCUGUGGGCAGCCCGGCGCCCGGUCCUGCACACCGUUUCUCUCACAGACAUUCCUGCUAGAAACUCAGACAAAUACCUCUCUAGUUCAGAUGCUGCUCACUUCUUACAUUGCUCCUGGAAGGGGAAGCAGCCCUUGGUGUCCGCUGCUCGGACGGUGGCAGAGGACCGGUGGCCACCAGGAGGCCGUCCCAGCCAGAACCACGUUCGCUGCCUGAUUGCCCUGCUGGGGAGAGGGGAGCCAGCUGCCCAUCGGGUCUUAGGACCCUCAUCUCAGAGCUCAGCCAGCUCAGUGGUGGGGCCUUGGGGAGCAGGAGGGACCUCCCGGAUCGGCGACAGAGCAGUCAGACUGGAUCUUGUUACAGCUGGCCCAUGGCCUGAAGUCCUGGUGUGCGGCGUAGGGCGGGGCGACCGGCUGCAGGAUGAUCUGACCUCAGCUGGCAUUGGAGAACAUCGUUUGCAGUUAAAGUCGGUCAAGAAUCCAUGAGACUAGGCUAGAAAAUGCUUACCCCCUGCUAGCCCCAGGCUGGUGGGGCCCCUGUGUGUGCAGCAGUCUUGUACCUCUUAAGAGUUAGCCCUUGACUGGCAUUUCCUGCUGGGGAUGGGUUUCUUCUCCAUCAUCCUGUUCUAAGAUCCAAGCCAGGGCCUCUCCGUAAGUCAUCUCUUCACCUUAAUACCAUGCCCACCGGGACCAGGAGAAUUGGACUUUGGGGUGUGUUUUAGGAUUCAUGCUUUUUUUUUGCGGGGUGGUCAAGGUGAAGGUGGAGAGCAGGGCCGUCUCAGAGAGCUGGGCAGCACCCAGGCCACUUCCCAUCAGCCAGGAAGGAGGUUCCAGGUGGCGGCAGUAAGACACAGCUGCCUUCCUCCCUCUCCGGCCGUCUUCCUGGCCAGGCGAAGCUUCCGCUGCCUGCCGGCCAGGAGCCCCAAACCAAGGAGCAUGGAGCAGACAGCUGCAGAGACAUGGGGCAAAUGCCUUCAGGCGGCUCUGUGGGGCCUGGGACAGUUUUUCUGCUGGGGGUGGGGAAGAGUGGGUUUGUUUAUGCCUACCAAUGCAAUUUUUCUCAUUUUUAUUAAAUUCAACAGCAAACACCUAGUGCAGUGGGAGCCGGCUGGCCCCCAGCAUCCUCUGGCCCUGGCGCCUCUGCUACAGCCCCUUCCUUCCCCACCAGACCCCACCCUUAGCCCUUCCCAUAGGUCUCCACACUGCUUUCUCCACCUCGGCUCUGGGCUUGGCUGCCACCGGGCUGAGUCUACACUGCGCCCAGGUCUCUGCGGAGUCCCCCAGGCCAUGCAGGAAGGCUGACCUGAGGGGCCAGCGAUCAGCGCCUUCCCAGCUGCGCCUGACUUGGGUCUCCCCACCCUCUGCUCCUCCUGCUCAAGCCUCCUUCCAGCAGGCCCCACACAAGCAGUGGGAUGGCUCGACCCGGAAGUCCCCAGCAUCUUGAGGUGGCGGAAGGGAGGCCGGGUGCAGACUCACCCUUCUGCUGCCUGUGGUUGUCACAGAGGGUGUGGGGGCAGGCCCGAGGACUGCCCCGUUCAGAGAGUGGGCUGCAGGGACUGGGCACAAGUCUCUGCUCACUGCCCCUCACCCGCAGCUGCUCCUCUGCUGCCCGGCCCCACCCGUCAGCAGGGUGGGGGGGCCUGUGUCAUGGCGCUCAGGCUGGGACAGCUGCCACCACGCCCCAGACCACAGGCCCCCUUGCAGACACUCUGACUUGGGACGAGGUGGCCAUCCAUCCUUGCUUUGAUGGCCCAAGAGCAAUCCAAGCGGUGGAAGUAGCUAUGCCCUCCUUUCCAGCUCCCCUGCCCACCCACUGGUGGAGGUGCUAUCUAGCAGGGACUUGGUAUAGGAUGGGAGCUGGGUGCUCCGGGCCAUUCCUUGUCCGUGCUUCAGUCCUUCCAGCCCCUUCACCCCGCCCCACCCCGCCCCCAGUUCACACCAUCCAUUUCUCCCUCAUGCAGGGAUGCAUCCGGGAGACCUCUGCCCAGCCACCCCUGGGGCAGGUUGGGACAGCUUGCCUGUGGGUUUCACAUGCACUUUUCUGCUUGCAGUGCCACUCCCUGCGCCACCUCCGUCCUGGUCCCGGCUUACUUAACACCAUGUUUUUAGCAUGUUUUUAAGUAAAAACCGAUAAUGUGUCAAAAGCA
Messenger RNA from Echinops telfairi (small Madagascar hedgehog), 4208 nucleotides. It is a transcript of the gene TSPAN9, whose product is annotated as tetraspanin 9. Lineage: Eukaryota; Metazoa; Chordata; Mammalia; Afrosoricida; Tenrecidae. Gene Ontology annotation, cellular component: membrane. The record is from RefSeq and is a predicted model, not a curated record. The coding region runs from base 27 to 1019 and encodes 330 amino acids. The transcript has 7 exons.